Molecule: messenger RNA, 1485 nt
Organism: Penicillium argentinense
Lineage: Eukaryota; Fungi; Ascomycota; Eurotiomycetes; Eurotiales; Aspergillaceae
Product: MFS general substrate transporter
Exons: 4
Coding region: 1-1485 (494 amino acids)
Biological process (GO): dipeptide transport; transmembrane transport; tripeptide transport
Cellular component (GO): plasma membrane
Molecular function (GO): dipeptide transmembrane transporter activity; allantoate transmembrane transporter activity
Source: RefSeq, a predicted model, not a curated record
AUGGACAGCUCCGAAGAUAAAGGGUCGGUCACAGAUGAUGGUCCCCGAUCGAGCGGCGACGUUGUCGGCGUUUCAGAAGGGUAUACUGCCGAAGAGGAAAAGGCUGUCUUGCGAAAGAUUGACAUGGUCAUUCUACCAUUCAUGUGCUUCGUUUUCUUCUUGCAAUAUCUGGACAAACAAAGUCUCAGCUAUGCAGGUGUAUUUGGCUUGAUCAGUGAUCUCAAUUUGACCAACUCGCAAUACUCGUGGUCGAGUUCCAUCUUCUACGUCGGCCAACUGGUAUCGGAAUACCCCUUCAUCUACCUGAUGAGCCGGCUACCACUCACCAAAUUUGUCGGCGCAACCGUUAUCAUAUGGGGCAUCAUUUGCAUGUGCCUCGCCGCACCAAAUAACUUCGCCGGAUUUGCCACAGUUCGCUUUCUUCUUGGAUUCAGCGAGGGAGCUGUUUCUCCCGCUUUUGUCACAAUCACCGGAAUCUGGUACCGCAAAAAGGAGCAUACAGUGCGAACUGCUCUAUGGAUUACCAUGAAUGGCUUGGCGCAAGUCAUCGGUUGCCUACUGAUGUACGGCAUCGGCAAGAAUAAUUCCUUGUCAAUCGCCCCUUGGCGUGUACUCUUCAUUAUCUGUGGUGCUCUGACCGUGGUUGCCGGAAUCGGCUUCUUCUUGCUCAUGCCUAGUGGCCCCAAGAAUGCGUGGUUUCUUACUCCACGCGAAAAAGAAGUCCUGUCCCUCCGUAUGGCUGCAGAUCGCGAGGGUGGAGACAAAACCUCAUUCUCUAUUCCCCAGUUGAAAGAGACAGUGCUAGACUCGAAGGCUUGGAUGGUCUUCUGUUUCGGUGUUCUAUCAACAAUGCAGUCUCCGGUUUUGACAUUCGCAUCCCUUGUCAUUGAGUCUAUCGGCUAUAGCAAGCUCGACACCAUGCUGUAUACUGCACCGUCGGGUGCGGUACAAGUCGGCCUGCUAUGGAUUGGCACUGCUCUGGUCUGUUGCUUUCCACGUCAGAGAACAUUGAUCGCUCUUGCCUUGAUCAUCCCGCCGUUCAUUGGCACUAUCUUCCUUAUGAAACUUGAUGCAGCGGCUGAAUGGGGCCUUAUUGUAGCCUCCUGGGUGGCGUCAUGCAUCACUGCAUGUAUGUCAAUAUUUCUUUCACUCUCGGCGUCCAAUGUCAAGGGCAAUACGAAACGCGCAGUUGUCAACACCAUGUUUUUCAUUGGAUACUGUGCUGGUUGCAUUGGCUCACCACAGCUCUGGACUCACAGACCACGUUAUACAGAGGGAGUGAUAACCUCCAUCGUUACGUGGUGUCUUCUUUUCGUUGCCGUGAUUGUAUACCGCCUUCUUUGCGUAUUCGACAACGAAAGACGAGAUUCGCAAAUGAGCUCAAAUAAUGAAAGUAUGAGAUGGGAUGUUGAAUUGGACGAAAACGGAUUACCCCGAAACGACUUGACGGACAAAGAUGAUAAAAAGUUUCAAUAUGCUUACUAG